CUUUAAGAUAAAGCAAAAGCAAGUAGCUAGCAAGGGAGAAGGGGAAAUAGAGAAAAGAAAAGAAAAGAAAAGAGAAGGGAAAAAUAAGAAGAGGAAAGGGAAGAAAGAAAGAGAAAGAGAAAGAGCAAAAAAAGAAAAGAUAGAAAGAAAGACAAAAGGGUGGGUUGUGACUUGUAUUGAAGAGUCGUCGAUGAUGAUUAUUGAAACAAAGAGGAAGAGUAGCAGGGGGGAGUGUAGCAGCAUAGCGUUUUAAUUUCCCCCUACCCUAUAGCUUAGCAUCGAUGGUACAAAAGUAAGAAACCCUUCUUUAAUUUGGAGAGAACAACUACUAUAGCUUUAGGGAAGAAAAGAAAGAGAGCGCGGGGUAAAGGGAAAUAUCUUUUCUUUUUUUUUUUAUUUGUAAGAAACGAUUAAGAGAUCUUAAUGAAUAGAGGAGGUGGUGUGGUUGAGCAAAUGAUGGGUUCCGGGAACCCUAACUGCUGGAACUCUCCUUCUUCUGAUUUCUUGUCAUACUCCUCCACUACUAAUACUCCUUCUUCAUACACCAACUUUCUUCUGAAUCCACCACCACCAUAUGUACCUCAUCCUCCCACUUCUUACUGGCAUGAACAUGAGCAUGAGCAUCACAAUAAUACUAAUCCAGACCUUCCCGGCGACUCAUGGACUCACCUAAUCAUGAGUGGAGGAGAAGAAGAGAAUGGUAGAGGUAUAUGGCAGCAUCAUGCAUCAGAGCUUGAUGAUGUGAAGCAAGAAAGGUCCGUAGAGAGCAGUUAUGUGUACGGUGAUGGAAGUGCAGGGAAACCUAACUGGUCUCACAAUCAGAUGAUACUGCUUCCUCCUAAUGCUUCUUCUUCUUCCAAUUCUACUUCACCACCCAAAUCAUCAUGUGUCACCUUCACCACCAGCAUCUUGGACUUUUCCACCCAGCCCACGCUUCCUCCACCUCCACCUCCACCUCCACCUCCAUCUUCCGCCGAGUGCAAUAGCAUCGCAGGUGGUGGAGCAUCGAAGAAAGCUAGGGUUCAACAGUCGACGUCUUCGUCGACGUUCAAGGUUAGGAAGGAGAAGUUAGGUGACAGAAUCGCAGCUCUCCAUCAACUCGUUUCCCCAUUUGGAAAGACUGACACUGCGUCUGUCUUAUUAGAAGCUAUUGGGUAUAUCAGAUUCCUUCAGAGUCAAAUUGAGGCCCUUAGCUUACCUUACUUGGUCAAUGGAUCACCAAACAUGAAACACCAAAAUCCUGUUCAAGGAGAGAAGAGUUGUUUAUUCCCUGAAGAUCCCGGUCAGCUGCUGAAUGAAAACUGCUUGAAGAAGAGGAAAGCAACUACUCAGCAGGAGGGUUCCCAGCAUCAAGAAGAAGCAAAGAAGGACCUGAGGAGUAGGGGGUUGUGUCUGGUUCCAGUGUCAUGCACACUGCAAGUUGGAAGUGACAAUGGAGCUGAUUAUUGGUCUCCUGCUUUUGGUGCUGGAGGAUUUCGAUAGAUCCAUCUAGCUGCUACUCUGAUCUCUGCUAUAAUUUAUCGGGGGUAACAUAUAUAUAUAUAUACAAACAUAUGUAUAUGGAACCACGUUGAGACGAAAAUUCAUGAAUUUGUACAACAUCACGAGCAGUCAAUCUGCUACAAAAUCUAAGGCUGAUUGCUCAUGAUGCUAUACAACAUUCCUGAAUAAAUUGUGUACUUACCCUAUUUCAACCACUAGUUGCAAACCUUUGGUAACACUACUUAAUACAUCAUGGGAAUCGAGCUGUUAUUUUUAUUUUCA
Arachis stenosperma is the source of this 1764-nucleotide messenger RNA. Its product is annotated as transcription factor bHLH68-like. Gene Ontology annotation, biological process: regulation of transcription by RNA polymerase II. Bases 424 to 1482 code for a protein of 352 amino acids. Gene Ontology annotation, cellular component: nucleus. The record is from RefSeq and is a predicted model, not a curated record. The transcript is spliced from 9 exons. Lineage: Eukaryota; Viridiplantae; Streptophyta; Magnoliopsida; Fabales; Fabaceae. Gene Ontology annotation, molecular function: DNA-binding transcription factor activity, RNA polymerase II-specific; protein dimerization activity; RNA polymerase II cis-regulatory region sequence-specific DNA binding.